Caenorhabditis elegans is the source of this 1502-nucleotide messenger RNA. RefSeq names its product Putative syntaxin-5 (gene syx-5). Gene Ontology annotation, molecular function: SNAP receptor activity. Gene Ontology annotation, biological process: vesicle-mediated transport; intracellular protein transport. Lineage: Eukaryota; Metazoa; Nematoda; Chromadorea; Rhabditida; Rhabditidae. The coding region runs from base 16 to 1257 and encodes 413 amino acids. The record is from RefSeq and is marked reviewed. Gene Ontology annotation, cellular component: membrane. The transcript is spliced from 5 exons.
UUUGUUCGAUGUCGGAUGUCGGACUUUCACAACAUUAGAUCUCGUCGACGAAUACCAGAAGCCAGUUCUUACUCAACAGUCGAUUUUGAUUACGAUCCAGAUCAGAAGAAUCACACUUCAGCAGUUGCUCCGACUAGUUUCGCGUAUAGCUCUCUCACAACCGUUUUCAACGCGUCAGCUUCACAACUUUGGAAUUCUGCGCAGGAGGCGCUUGUAUCCUCCUACGACACAGCGGAAGGCACUGAAAGCAUAGACGCAGAUCGAUCAAAGGUAGUAGAAACACUUGAAUCGCUGAGUAUUUUUGGAAAUCCACUUGAUCAUAUCAUUAUCACAAUGCCAUCAAGAGAUCGAACUUCGGAAUUCCGGGCGACAGCCAAAUCAUACGAAAUGAAAGCAGCCGCAAAUGGAAUUAGACCUCAACCAAAGCAUGAGAUGCUAUCUGAAUCCGUGCAGUUCAAUCAACUCGCAAAGCGAAUCGGAAAAGAAUUGAGUCAAACGUGUGCAAAAAUGGAAAAACUUGCCGAAUAUGCUAAGAAAAAGAGCUGCUAUGAAGAACGAUCUCAAAUUGACCAUCUUUCAUCAAUUGUCAAGUCUGACAUUACGGGUUUGAACAAACAGAUCGGACAACUUCAAGAAUUUUCAAAAAGACGUGCAGGAAACAUGAAAAAUCAAAAUAGUGGACAUAUACAAUUAGUUGUAGUUGGAUUGCAGUCAAAAUUAGCGAAUGUCGGAAAAGAUUAUCAAAGCGUACUGGAAAUUAGUACAGAAACAAUGAAGGCUGAAAAAAAUCGCCGAGAUAAAUUCUCGAGUGGUGCAGCAGUUCCAAUGGGACUUCCUUCCUCCUCUUCCGGAGCUAAUGUUCGUUCAAAGCUUCUUCAAGAUGAUGAGCAGCAUGGCUCCUCAAGCAUAGCUCUGGAUAUGGGUGCUCUGUCAAACAUGCAAUCACAACAGACUAUGCAACAAAGAGAUUCAUCAUUGGAAUAUGCGCAAGCCCGUAGCAACACCAUGGCGACAAUUGAAGGAUCCAUCUCCGAACUUGGCCAAAUUUUCUCUCAACUGGCUUCACUCGUCAGUGAGCAAGGAGAGAUGAUAACAAGAAUCGAUUCAAAUGUUGAAGAUACAGCUCUUAAUAUUGAUAUGGCACAUUCAGAGCUUGUGAGAUAUCUUCAAAAUAUUAGCAAAAAUCGAUGGUUAAUGAUUCAAGUUUUUGGAGUUCUCAUGGUUUUCUUUGUUGUAUUUGUUCUUUUCCUCACCUAAACAUUUCCAUUUUUCAUUGGUUCUUUUUUUUUCCGUGAUUGCUGACUUGUUUGAAUGUGUCUAUUGUAAAAAAAGUGGAAAAGUAAAUUCAAAUUGCUUCUCCUAUCACCUAUAAUCAUUAUUUUCCUCUACUAUUAUUUCCAUGAAUUAGCUUUUACUUCUCUGUCUUGACCCGGAAAUUGAUGGUAGAACUCCGCCUGUGAUUAAAAUCUUCUCUAUUUUUAGCAUAAAGCUUUUUAAAUUUU